AUGUCACCCUCAGCAGUCUCAGCAGGUGAAGCGAUCCUCAGUCCUGCAUCUCACAUCAAUGGUCACCAAGCCGAUGGCACCACCACACAGCCCAGUCAGCAUCGACCUAUCCAGCCAGUCCAGCCCGGGAGGCCAAAGAGUGGCAUCAAGGUCUUGAUAGUAGGCGCUGGCUUCGGUGGUCUCUGCGCAGCCAUUGAAUGCCACCGACAAGGCCACACCGUGGAGCUAUACGAGUCCUUCAAAGACCUAAAAGUCCUCGGCGACAUCAUCUCCUUUGGUGCAAAUGCAGGACGUAUAUUCCGGCGAUGGUUCACCAGCUCUGGCGACAGGAUCUCGGAUCGCCUGGAUCCACUGGCGAUCAAAUUGCAACAUUAUGGGUUCAACAUCCACAAGUACGACACUGGUGAAAUCGUGAUGAACCAGAAGUCGCCUCCGCCCAAUCCAGAAGCCCCUGUGUUCAAUGGACAUCGAGGCGAGUUUCAUCAGAUCGUGUUCAACUAUGUCAAGGACGACCUCGGGAUUCCGAUUCAUCUUGGUUGCAGGAUACAUAAGUACUUCGAAACCCAAGCCCUCGCUGGUAUCGAGUUAGCCGACGGCACAAGCUGCACAGCCGACGUGGUCAUCGGCGCCGAUGGCGUUAGGAGUAAAGCCCGAGAGCUCGUUCUCGGCUUCGUCGACAAACCCAAGUCUUCCGGAUACGCUGUUUUCCGAGCUUGGUUCACGAAUGGAGAAAUGCUCGCGGACCCAGAGACGCGGCACUUCUGCGAGAACGGCGAUACCUUCAAUGGGUGGAUAGGUCCAGAUGUGCAUUUCCUCUUCUCGACCAUCAAGAAUGGCAGCGAUUGCUGUUGGGUACUCACGCAUAUCGACGACAAAGACAUCGACGAGUCGUGGUCCUUUCCCGGCAAGCUCGAAGACGCCUACAAAGUGUUCGAUGGCUGGGAUCCAAUGUGUAAACGCAUCAUCUCCAAGACUCCUGAAGACAAGUUGGUGGAUUGGAAACUUGUCUAUCGGGAUCCCCUUCCUCGGUGGGUUAGUGAUGGUGGGAGAACGAUGUUACUCGGCGAUUCUGCUCAUCCGUUCUUGCCCACGAGCGCGCAGGGAGCAACUCAGGCGAUGGAAGACGGAGUCACAAUAGCCAUCACUCUUCGUGAAGCCGGCAAGGACAAUAUUGCUGCAGCGACUCGAGCAUUCCAGGAUAUACGAUAUGAUAGGGUCAAGGCUGUGCAGAAGACAGGCGAGACUACGAGGGAUAUGUGGCACAAAGCCGAUUGGGAUAAAGUGAAGACAAAUCCUGACAGUAUCAAAAUGCCCAGGGAGGAAUGGAUCCAUGGCCACGAUGCAGAGGAAUAUGCUGAAAGUGUGGUCAAGGAGACAUUGGCCAAGUUUUCGUGA
Messenger RNA from Recurvomyces mirabilis, 1395 nucleotides. RefSeq lists its product as uncharacterized. NCBI's taxonomy places the organism in Eukaryota, Fungi, Ascomycota, Dothideomycetes, Mycosphaerellales, Teratosphaeriaceae. The record is from RefSeq and is a predicted model, not a curated record. The coding region runs from base 1 to 1395 and encodes 464 amino acids. The transcript has 2 exons. Gene Ontology annotation, molecular function: monooxygenase activity; FAD binding.